GGGCGGCGGGUGCUGCCACCUGUGGCGAGCGAGGCGGCCAGCUGAGGGGUGCUCAUUGGUAUUGAUCUGGGGGUGAGGAGCGAGCGAGCAAAGUUCCGCAUCCAUCCGACGUACGUACGGACGGACCCAGCCAGCGAUGAGCACCAUCCAGCAAUGAAGAAGUUCACCUUCAAGGGGGUGCUCGACGGCUUCCGCUCGUCGGCGCCGCAGCCGCCGCGCGUCGACCAGGAGAUCGUCGAGACCCUUCGGCCAGACCACUUCACCGUCGCCAAGACUUUCCGCCAUGGGUUCCCUUUCCAGCCGACGGCGGUGGCUUUCGACCCAAUCCAGCAUUUGCUGGCCCUCGGCACUAAGUCAGGAUCCCUUCGGCUGCUGGGUCGGCCAGGGGUGGACUCGCACAUGCAGCACGAGACGGACGCGGCGGUCAUCCAGAUCCAGUUCCUAACGAACGAAGGCGCCCUGGUCACCGCCACCUCAGACGACUCCAUCCACCUAUGGAACUUCCGACAGAAGAAGCCCGAGGUGGUGCACAGCCUCAAAUUCCAGAGGGAAAAAAUUACAUACAUCCACUUGCCUCUGCAGAGCAAAUGGCUGUACGUGGGCACGGACAAAGGCAACAUCCACGUGGUCAACAUCGAGAAUUUUCAGCUCUCUGGCUACGUGAUCAACUGGAACAAAACGAUAGACCCGACACGCAAGACACACCCUGGUGCUAUCGUUCACCUGAGCGACAACCCGGCAGACUCGUCGAAAUUGCUGAUCGGGUUCAAUUGCGGUCAACUGGUGCUGUGGGACCUGAGGUCUCGGUGCGCCGAAAUCAGGUGGCAGGCCACCGAAGGGCUGCUCAGCGUAGCCUGGCACCACGAGGGCAAGCAGUUCGUCUGCUCCCACUCCGACGGCUCCCUCUCAACUUGGCAGGCUAGACAGCAGUCUGCCAAGCCGUUCUCCAUUUCCACGCCGCACGCGAAACCGAAUAAAGACGGCAAGCUGGACCCCUGCAAGCCCAUCCAGAAAGUAGAGUGGAAAGGUCUUCGCACUACUGGAGAGGCCUAUUUGAUAUUUAGCGGCGGUUUGCCCCACGACACGGCUGGUAGAGCACCUAGUAUUACCGUAAUUCAUGGAAAGACAACCACCGUGCUCGAGAUGGAGCACAACGUGGUGGAUUUUAUAACGCUUUGCGAGAGCCCCUGGGUCAGCGACUUCCAGGAUCCUUACGCUAUUGUAGUUCUUCUUCAAAACGACCUGGUGGUCAUCGACUUGCUGACGCCAGGUUUCCCGUGCUUUGAAAACCCUUACCCCAUGGACAUACACGAGAGUCCAGUGACCUGCUGCACGUACUUCGCUGAUUGCCCCUCAGACCUGAUACCGGCCUUUUACUCUGUUGGCUCAAGGACUCAAAAAAGGACUGGCUUCAGCGAGCGCGAAUGGCCUGUGGACGGAGGAGAGUGGAGUCCCACUUCGUGCAGUUACAAUGAAAUCAUCAUCACAGGGCACGCUGACGGGAGUGUUAAAUUCUGGGACGCGUCGGCAGGGACCCUUCAGGUGCUGUACAAAAUGAAGACGGCUAAGGUCUUUGAAAAGCCUCGCACAAAGAGCACCGAGUGCUCCGGCAUGGACGACGACCCCUUUGCUAUCCAACUAAUUUCGCUGUGUCCAGAGUCGAGAAAAUUGUGUAUAGCGGGUGCUAGUAGCCACAUUAUUCUAUUCAAAUUCAGGAAACAAGAAGCAACCAAUGAGACUUGGAAAUUGGAAAUUCCUGUUAAUUACGAGCACUUAGAAGAGGGAGGCGAAUACUCGCCAGACUACGAGUAUCCUCCGAGGCAAACAAUAAAGACAGAAGUGGCCAGCGAAGCAAAAGAGGUCGGGCCUCUUCGGGUGCGGACAGGCUUGCAGAAGAAGCCUCCAGGCUUCCAAGCGUACCUGGUUUGCAUCUCAAUCGGGCUGCACGGAGAACCAUCUAGCCAGAUCACAGCUCUUUGCAUCAACUCUUCUUACAGACUAGUGGCGUACGGCACCGAGUGCAGCAUUGUAGUGGUGGACACUGAGCAGAGAGUAUGUGUGCUCAACAUGAUGACCCCUGAUCUGUAUGGUUCGGCGGACCCAUAUCAGCGGGUGCCACGCUCACCAAAGCGGCUUAAUGAAACCAGCAAUGAGGACCGAUGUCGGUCGCCAACGUCGGACCAGGCCAGUUUAGAGGAGGUAGACGCUAAGGAAGACCAGCAGCAAGAGAAGUCGCGUAGACACUCGGUUCCGUGGCGGAAGAAGAAGUUCAGUUUUCGAAAAAUGAGGCUGUCCAACGUUAAAGCUCCAAACAAAGAAAUGCUCAAUUUCGAGGAAGCCCCAAACGCACCAACACCAACGCCAGAGCAGCCUUCGCCUGCUGAGUCAGCAUCCUUUGAAGAAGCGUUUGAAGCGGUGGAAGAGGUGCUGCUGCGCGAAUCCCCGACAGAAGAAGUACUUGAAGCCGACUCUCCCUCGCCGGUAGCCCCACCCCGGACCAAACGCAAACAGCGGCCGCAAACCUUGUCGCUCGAAAACAACCAGCCUGAAAUGCUUACAAGGAAAGUCUCCUCUCCAGCGCUGAACAUGAAGGUGCGGGAUUUGCGGCGGGUCGAGGAGGACGCUUCUAGCUGGGACGCCGUUGGCAGGGUGAUGAAGAAACUGAAUAAACUGGACUCGUCGUUCUCGCGCUCCCGCAGCUCGUCCAUGUCCAGCCUGGAGAACAUCAGCAACGAGUCGGUGCAAUGUCUCGCCUUUGUCGAUUCGUACACGAGGAAAUCAGAUUCUUCUCCCUGUCCGACCCUUUGGGUAGGCACCAGUCUGGGAUCGGUACUGACGGUAAUGAUCACGCAGCCGGUGUCGGUGGAGGCUCGUCUGACCACGCCUGUGGUGCUGCAGCCGUGCGGUACCAUUUUCCGGUUGAAGGGCACUAUCUUGACCAUGUCCUUCUUGGACUGCAACGGCGCCCUAAUUCCGUACUCGUACGAGACGUGGAAGGACGAGAAGCAGGAGGCCAGCAAGGAACGCAGCAGGUGGAAAGUGCUGCAAAACUACAUAGAGACCUGUUCUGUAGAAGCCAGACCGAGCAUUUCGCCCACUACAACGGCCUCCACGUCGGCCGCCGAGCAAUUUGGGGACAGACAGUUCGCGGUGCUGGUUUCCGAAAAGCAUGCGCGCGUCGUGGCCCUGCCUUCGCAGAACUGUGUCUACCGCCAACAGCUGGCCGAGACCAACUUCGUCGUCAAGUCCGAAAUAAUCUCCCUCAGAGACAGCAUAUGCCUAGUGUGCUAUUUGAGCAGCGGCCAGCUCUCAGCCUACACGCUGCCCAGCCUUCGGCCACUCAUUUACAUGGACUUUUUGCCAUUGGCUGACCUGAGUUUUCAGACAUCCAAACAAGGCAUACAAGGCAUAGUAGACCCAAUGUUGUCCAUUUGGGGCCAACAGAUGUUUGUAAACGAAGACACAGAUCAGAUAGCGCGCACCUUCUGCUUCAGCAACCGAGGACAUGGCCUUUACCUGUGUUCACCCACAGAAAUGCAGAAGUUCACAGUCUCUGCAGAAUUCUGUCAAAGUCUGAACGAGAUGGUUGGUGAAAUGUUUCUCACCCGUGAAAUGCCUGAGCCCCCAAAGGAGAGCUUCUUCCGAGGCCUCUUUGGGGGUGGUUCGCGGCCCCUAGAUCGCGAGGAACUCUUUGGUGAGUCAAGCGGGAAGGCGUCUCGCAGCGUGGCCAAGCACAUUCCAGGCCCGACCCUGGAAGGGAUGAACCAAAGGGCGACGUCAGCCUCGUCGGAAGUGUCGAGAGCUCACCAGAUGAUGGUGGAGCGCGGCGAGAAGCUGGGCGUGCUGGAGGAGCGGGCCGAGCGGAUGCGCAAUGAGGCCGAGUCGUUCUCAACAUCGGCGCACCAGCUAAUGCUCAAGUACAAGGACAAGAAGUGGUACCAGCUGUGAGGCGCCACCAUAGGCUGUUCAUCGGGAGGGCUGGCUUUUUGUGAUAUACGGGCGUUCAUUUUAAUCUCGCGCGGUUAGCUUUAACCGGCGGCCCACGUGCCACGCUCGGUCCUGGCGUGCUGCUCCCGGCCACUCUCGGCAUUCGCUCCGGCUGCCUUUGAGUCUGAGCAAAAGGCCUCCACUCCAAUGCACCCGCGUUCAUACUUUUUUCUUAAUUUAAUUAUUUGGUUAAACUGCAAGUCGGAUCGAUCACUUUCUCGAACUUUUAUUGAUUGGAAUUCUGAUCCUCUUUUGAUAAGGAUAUAUAUUUUUUACUUAUACGAAUCUUGAUCUCCGCGCUUAUAUUUUUGAAGAAGAUAAUUGAAAUUGAAAGAUUUUUAAACCCCUUUGUUGAAACGAUUUGUGCUGGAGUCGGCCUUGCUGAGCCAAAGGUGUAUCCGGCCCAAUCCGCUGAUGGCCACCUAUUUUUGUAAGCAGGGCUGCAGCAUAUCCCGGGCCUUGGCUGGUCACCCGCCGAGGACUGCACCCGCUAGUCAGAAUUCUCACCGUAUUAGUCGGACCUGUCUAGUCGUUGGUGUUUUGUCCGCGCACGCCGACAGCCGAUUCGAAUCCAGUUUCCAAAUUCAAUUAGGGCGCCACUGAUCCAGGUUGCGCGAUGGUUGAGCCAUUCCAUAGUUUUCGUUGUUACUUAAUGUGUGAUACUUACCAGGCUUGGUUGUCUUAGAUUUCUUGCCGCAGUCACAGAAAAAACGUGGUUUUACCUAACGAAUCGCCGACUGAUAAAUCUUAAGGUUAUACCCUAUUGAUCUGAUGUUACCUACUCUGUGUUGUUGAGUACUUAUAUACAUACCGCAGUGACCAAGCAAUCUUUGUAACUUGCGAAAACAGAGUAUCUGCUAACUUGUGCUAUCGCUGAUAUGCAUACAUGAUUUAGUCUUGCCAUACAAUAAUUGAUAGACGAGCGCUGGAAGCAUUUUAUUCGAGUCAGUGGAGAUAUUACUUAAACGCUGCAAAUAAUUAAUGUAAUUUUCACGUUCGGACCAGUGGCGCUGGCAUAGGGUGAUGAAUCUUUAAUCGUGGCUUAUUAUUGUGGGACUGCUUCGGCUUUGUCGGCGCGACGCGUUGUAAAUGUAGGAGCCCUUUUGAAACAUUUAGCAGGAGUGAGAGGAGUGCAUAAAAAUGCUUUAACUUACCAGGUAGUCACUCUUUUGAAGCUACAUUCCAGCAGCGAGUAGACGAGAUUUGAAGUCAAAGAAAAAAUAUUGAAACUAUGCACAUUGUUACUGAUUGCAACAGCAUAAUGAUAGCUAUGGAAUUAAUCACUAUUAACUCCCUGUACAUAUUUCAAAAGGCAAAACUCUGUCUUAGUUACUGGACUCGGGAAAAGAAACAUACACGCGACAGAGUUCGCCGACCUGGGCGAACCCCACGUCAUAUUUCAAUGAGACCGUGUGUGACUUGAUAUUUUUUUAUUCUCCGUAUGACACACAUAUCUAGCUCCAGUUACCAACAGUCACUCUCAUCAGAGCAUUUUCACGGCCGACCCACUUAUAGCGCUUUUGCAACAACACAAUGAACCAGGAAAAUCGGAAAAUCGGCUUGGCCACUUACUUUUCCUGCUAACUGAUAACAAAACACAAAAAAACUGCUGCAAUGUAACCUCUUCUCUCAUACUGUAACGCGACGUUUUUCGUACAUAAAACUCGGUUCGAGUAGCAAGACAAGUACUUUCCGAUCACGACGGCGGAUCAUUUACCUAGUCAAUAGCCCACAACAAAGUGUGUAUAAUUAGCAAGAAUAGAAAAAGAAAAAACCUGACACAUAUGCGACAUCAUGUUGUGCUGUUUGACACUUGCGGAACGGGUCGGCUCAUUUUAUACUUGGUAGGAUAUUUUUAUUCUGUCUGCUCCCCUUUCUUAUCGAGGGAGACUCUCAGUUGCAAUAUUUUGAACGGAUGAAGAUAUAUCUUUAGAUUCACUGCCAGUCAUACAAGUAAAUAAUCGAGUCGCUAAAAGAGAGUGUAACAAGGUGAAAAGCCAAACACACACACAUACACACACACACCGUAGAGGGAUAGGCGCAUAUCUGGAAGAUUCACGCGUGAGGCGCAUUUUAGUGGAACAACUAAAACACACACACACACACACUUUACACACACACGCAAUUAUAAAAUAAACUAAUGAAAUAAUAAAUCGGAGAAUGCGAAAAUAAAACCACCUUUUCAUACACGUGUCUGCUGCCUGUAUGAAAGUUGUUUACUGUGAUAAUCAACCGCGCGAUAUUCGACAUUAGCAUGUAAAUUAUUUAAUUCAAUCCAGCAGUGUGACAAGAUUCAUUGUUGAAAAAUAAACCAAUAAUAACGAAUUAUAGACAGCAGCACUCUCUUGUAUCGUAAGUUCGACAAUUGUGUAGCCUCUCAGUGGGAUGGGUUUGUCGGCCGCCGCGGCGCCAAGCAUCGCCUUUCGCCUCAAUGUCGGGCGGCCAUUCCUCGAGAGAGCGAGUGGCCGCAAAUUGAGUCGGAGGUGCGCUCUGGCCGACGCCGGCCGGCCGGCCGACGUCUUCGCGGUCCCAUCUGUUCAGCGAUUCUUCCUUGUUCUCCCCCCGAGUGUCCCUGGUGGUAUUUUUAGACAAACUCGCGCGCGCACACACACACACACUGAUAUAUUUUUUGUAAUUGUUACUUGUUUUACUUGCACGGUGCGAUGGCAUUGUUGGCAGUGAAAAUAUUGCUAUAAUGAAGUAAUAAAGUAAUUAUAUAUUAUAUAUAUUUAUCGACGGAAGCGAGAGAACGUACGAAAGGGACGCGAAAAUUCAAUAUAUAUGGUGAGUUUGAAAACAAAAUGUUGCUGUGUUGAGCACCUCUUGAUUGUCACACCUCUGUUGCGCCGCACAAACUCAAAAUACUUUGACGGCAACACUCUCCGGACCCGGAUCAAUUGGCCGUCGGCCUGCGCUACUCUUGUACUGUACAUACCCAUUCUUAAGCUAAAUGGCAGAGAAACUUUUCAUUGACAUAUUAUUGCAGUUACUUACAUAGACUAUCGUUGUAUCUCCGAAUGCGUUGUUCCCUGACGAGAAAAAUGUUAAUUGUAACACUUUCUUGCCGGGCGGUCGCGGCUCGCGGUCGCACUCGCUCCGCGGGAGCGGCGCCGGGGCUGCAAAAAUUGACGUCAAUUCAAUUCAAGUCAAUAAUAGGUCCGCUUUUAUAUCAGUGUCGUUCUCGGUUUUAGCCUUUUCGAAUUGCGUUCCAUUGCACACUUUGUCUAACGCGGCGACUGUAUUCACUAUAGCACGACCUACUUCAAAUUCUCUCUCAAAAUAACUCGCUCGGGCCGCUUUCGAACGCAUACAAUGUGCAAGAAUCGCACGCGGGUUGCUUUAGCGACGUUCGAACGCCGCCGCGACCGUCUCUGUAAAAAAAAUGAGAUGAAUGUUUGGACCGACUCGGCCAGUAUGCGAGGAAAUACUCAAAGUAUCAAGCUAAUCUAAUACGAGAGUUAACUAUCGCAUUUAAAAACACUUAAAUAAGCAUAGCUAAAUAGAAAGAUGGGAAAAGAUGACGAAGAUGAGUUUAUCGCGCGUGAACAAAUACACACACUCACAGACACAAACACACACCUCACCUGCAAACAGACAGACACACUCACACACAGACACAAACAACCUACACGAAAAACAUACACAACUAUGUACCAGCCGAAAACAAAGUCGCAGAGAAGGUGGAGGCAGAAUGUAUAAUGUAUUAAGCACGCGGAGACCACGUUGAAAAGGAAAUAGAUUGUUGCGAUUUUUGUGAGAAAAAAAAUCGAGGAGAAGAAUUAAAACUGCGAGAACGUAAGAUGGAAAAGAUGCAACAGACACUCACUCAUUGUUGACAAGAGUAAUUACCCCCAUUAUUAUGUGAAAUUAUUGUGAAGUGCGCCUCUGCUGGCGUCGGGGCCCGGCCUGCUGUUGGGCCGCUCGCGGGUCCCAACGCCCCUCGGACAGAGACACUAAACUUUUUUGUGCAACACGAUGAACAACAUGCAGUUUGAAUUGUCUAUUGAUGCGAUGAUAAAUUGUUAUUGUAUACUACGACAAAUUAUGAAACAAAGGAUAAAAAUAAAUCUAUAUAUUGUACUAGUAGAACUCAACCGAA
Cloeon dipterum is the source of this 8086-nucleotide messenger RNA. It is a transcript of the gene Tomosyn, whose product is annotated as syntaxin-binding protein tomosyn. Gene Ontology annotation, biological process: regulation of exocytosis; regulation of protein secretion. Gene Ontology annotation, cellular component: SNARE complex; plasma membrane; cytoplasm. NCBI's taxonomy places the organism in Eukaryota, Metazoa, Arthropoda, Insecta, Ephemeroptera, Baetidae. The transcript is spliced from 23 exons. The record is from RefSeq and is a predicted model, not a curated record. Bases 154 to 3948 code for a protein of 1264 amino acids. Gene Ontology annotation, molecular function: GTPase activator activity; syntaxin binding; myosin II binding.